Molecule: messenger RNA, 660 nt
Organism: Ylistrum balloti
Lineage: Eukaryota; Metazoa; Mollusca; Bivalvia; Pectinida; Pectinidae
Product: electron transport regulator A-like
Exons: 1
Coding region: 1-660 (219 amino acids)
Biological process (GO): regulation of DNA-templated transcription
Cellular component (GO): cytosol
Molecular function (GO): DNA-binding transcription factor activity; DNA binding
Source: RefSeq, a predicted model, not a curated record
AUGCGACAUUCUUUAUCAGAGCCGUCAAUUGAAAAAUUAAUACAGCGUCGCCGUACCUUAGAACUCAAACGUGGUGAAAUUUUAUAUCAUGCUGGUGAUAAACCUCAGGGUCUUUGGGCUGUUUGCUCUGGCCGUGUCAAAACCUAUUUAUUAACCAACGAAGGCAAAGCAUUAAUUACAGCUAUAGCUGGACCUGGAGAUAUUAUUGGGCAUCGUGAUUUUAUCAACGGUGAUACACAUCGAGAUUUUACAGAAUCCUUAGAUGAUGCACUUGUUGCACAUUUAGAUGCAGACUUAGUACAAGAAUUUUUGGAUACUGAUCCUGUUUUUGCACAAAAAUUAUUACGUAGAUUAGCGGGGGAUUUACUUGAUGCAGAGGAACGAGCAAGUACGAUUGCAUACCGUUUUGCAAAAGAACGAAUUAUCCAAGCACUUGAUGAAUUCAAUGAUGAAGCAGAUCGUUAUGAUCCGAGUUCCGCGUACCCUUUAAUAGUUGUCCGCCGUCAAGUAUUAGCAGAACGUGCUGGACUUACAAUAGAAACAACCGUUCGUAUGCUAAAACAGUUAGAGCAAGAAGGAAAAAUAAAAAUCGAAGGGCGUAAAAUUCGGCUUUGUUAUCGAUUAAGAGGUGAAGGCCAGCAGCAAAAUGCCGUCUGCUAG